UAAAUAGUGCAUGUGAAAAGGUUCUUAUAUUUCUUUUUCAGUUUUAUACAUGAUGAGUAAAAAAGUAAAAUAUGUGAACGAGGUGAUAUAAGAACCUUUUAUUAUAAUCUGAACUAUUAUCCGCACGCGAUUCAGGUUAUAAUGAACAAAAACUAAAAAUACUGAUUUAACAAAAAUUCGUUUUUGUGACUUGAUGAUGCUUUUGUCCUCAAUGGUGAUCACAACACAAAAUUUAAAAUAAAUAUUUUCUAAUUCUAUUCAGUUUAUUCAUUGUCGAGUUCAUGUUCUUCAGUUAUGCUUAUUAUCAGCAUGUAAAGAUCUUCCUGAAGUAUCAGCAAAUCUAUCUACGUUAAAAUCGUUGAUAAAUUUUAUAAACCGCUCUUCCAUAAGAUCAGCAAGACUGUUGGAUAUACAACUGGUAUUAAAACAGCCACAAUUAAAAUUAAUUAUACCAAAUAAUACGCGUUGGUUAUCAUUCUCUAGAGCUGUUACAGCAGCAGUACGGUGUUAUGAGCCUCUGUUAAUCCCUCGUGAACAUGUUCCAAAUGAACGAGGGGAAAACAGUCCCGACGCUCUUGAUUUAUUAACAGUUUUACAAGAUAAACAAACUACAUUGAUUUCAAAUAUUCUGGAACCAAUUUUAGAAACGCUUUCAAUAUUAUCUAAAUUCGAACCGAAAAUUCAGCCCGACAUUCUGAAUGGACAAGGAUUUCAAGAGAGUCGCAAUCCCAGGCAGCUACAGCAAGCUACACUGAUGGAUUGGUGGCCUCAAGAUUUCCGUGAUCAGGAGGUUUCAUUUGAAAAUGGUUAUGGUCAAAAUAAUCAUAAUCGAGGCUAUCAAAAUCAUUUUCAAGGGCAAGCCCGACAGUGGCAGAACUCGCGACAGAGUCAAGAUAAAGCGUUUCGAUAUCGAAAUUCAAAUCAGAAUCGGUUCGGCGGAUAUAAGUAUGGCCCGUUCCGAUAUAACUAUAGACAAAGCAGAGCCGGAGGCCAGAGUAAUGGCCCGUGA
Molecule: messenger RNA, 1009 nt
Organism: Didymodactylos carnosus
Lineage: Eukaryota; Metazoa; Rotifera; Eurotatoria; Philodinida; Philodinidae
Source: the annotation of a GenBank genome assembly